UCACACUGUCCCAUCCGACUCGCUGCUCCGUGCAUUCCAAUCAGUCGUCGCACUUCUACUUCCAUCCGAACAUAUCUCGCAUCCAUCUUACUCAUCACCCUCGAUCCCAUGGCUCCGAACAAAAAGAGGGGAGUCUCGACCCAACCUUCUUCCACCACAACCCCAUCAUCGUCCACCAAAGCCCCCCCUCCCAACUGGCCGCCCUUUUCACCCCUCAUCCCCGAAGCUCAUCUCUCCCUCCACUCUACUCUUCCAUCCCAGAUCGUCACUAUCCCCAAUUUCUGGACCGCCUCUCUGUGCAAAACCUACGUUUCCUUUCUGUCCUCUCUGCCGCUCACGACUACACCUGGAAAACCGAAAAAAGGCGAUGCAGUGCGCGUGAACGACCGUUUUCAGAUUGACGAUGCCGCCUUUGCAGAGCAACUCUGGAGUGGUACAUCGCUGAAGAGCCUCGUGCUGGGUCAAGAUAGCUUGGGCCUAGAUGACGCGCAGAGAAAAGAGCACUGGGGUGGUGACGUGAUUGGCUUGAAUCCCAACAUUCGCAUCUACCGCUACACCAAAGGCCAAUUCUUUGACCAGCAUUAUGAUGACUCUAACAACAUUACAUUACCUGGUCCGCCAGCUGUAGCUGCCAAAACUACGUGGACGUUGCUGUUGUACCUCACGUCCCCCGCUACGGGCUGCGUCGGAGGCGAGACCGUCUUCUACCCAGAGCCCGAACCCUCACAGAAGAAGAAAAAGAGCAGGGAGCCCCCGCCCGAGCCCGUCGUGUGCGAGCUCGAAGUCGGGAUGGCACUGUUGCAUCGCCAUGGCGCGCAGUGCAUGCUACAUGAAGGUCGCGAGGUGCUGCAGGGUGAGAAAUGGGUGAUUCGCAGUGAUCUCUGUGUCAGACGCUGA
Molecule: messenger RNA, 897 nt
Organism: Periconia digitata
Lineage: Eukaryota; Fungi; Ascomycota; Dothideomycetes; Pleosporales; Periconiaceae
Source: the annotation of a GenBank genome assembly